Molecule: messenger RNA, 1657 nt
Organism: Urocitellus parryii (Arctic ground squirrel)
Lineage: Eukaryota; Metazoa; Chordata; Mammalia; Rodentia; Sciuridae
Gene: Pwp1
Product: PWP1 homolog, endonuclein
Biological process (GO): rRNA processing
Cellular component (GO): nucleus
Molecular function (GO): protein binding
Source: RefSeq, a predicted model, not a curated record
AGUGCCCGCGCCUGCGCUCUGCCUGCGGCGGCCUCGCGAACUUGCGAGCCUCGGUGCGGCGCGCCACCUUCCCCUGCGGCCCGGGUCUUUAACUUGAGACGCCCUUGAGCUGAGGACCAUGAACCGCAGCCGCCAGGUGACGUGCGUGGCCUGGGUCCGCUGCGGCGUGGCCAAAGAGACGCCUGACAAGGUAGAGUUAAGUAAAGAUGAAGUAAAGCGUCUCAUUGCUGAAGCAAAGGAAAAGCUACAAGAAGAAGGUGGUAGUGAGGAAGAGGAAAUAGGCAAUCCUUCAGAAGAUGGCAUGCAGAGCGCCCGCACCCAGGCACGACCAAGGGAACCCCUAGAGGAUGGUGACCCAGAGGAUGACCGCACCCUAGAUGAUGACGAGCUGGCUGAGUACGACCUAGAUAAAUACGAUGAGGACGGUGACCCAGAUGCUGAGACGCUUGGUGAAUCUCUCCUGGGUCUUACAGUCUAUGGGAGUAAUGAUCAAGAUCCUUAUGUUACUCUGAAAGAUACGGAACAAUAUGAGCGUGAAGAUUUCUUGAUUAAGCCCAGUGACAAUCUCAUAGUUUGUGGCAGAGCUGAACAGGAACAAUGCAAUUUAGAGGUACAUGUUUAUAAUCAAGAAGAAGACUCUUUCUAUGUACACCAUGAUAUACUUUUAUCUGCAUAUCCUCUCAGUGUGGAAUGGCUGAAUUUUGAUCCCAACCCAGAUGAUUCUACUGGAAAUUACAUUGCUGUGGGAAACAUGACCCCUGUUAUUGAAGUAUGGGACCUUGAUAUAGUGGACUCUUUAGAGCCCGUCUUCACACUUGGGAGUAAACUUUCAAAAAAGAAGAAAAAGAAAGGAAAGAAGAGUUCCUCAACAGAAGGGCAUACUGAUGCUGUCCUUGACCUUUCAUGGAACAAACUCAUCAGAAAUGUGCUGGCAAGUGCGUCAGCUGACAGCACAGUAAUUUUGUGGGAUAUGUCCGUGGGGAAACCAGCAGCUAGCCUCGCUGUGCACACAGACAAGGUCCAGACUCUGCAGUUUCAUCCAUUUGAAGCACAGACUCUAAUUUCUGGAUCAUAUGAUAAGUCAGUGGCUCUGUAUGACUGCCGAAGUCCAGACGAAAGCCAUCGGAUGUGGCGAUUCAGUGGGCAGAUUGAGAGAGUGACUUGGAAUCACUUUUCACCUUGUCAUUUUUUGGCCAGUACAGAUGAUGGCUUUGUAUACAAUUUGGAUGCACGUUCAGAUAAGCCAGUUUUUACACUCAAUGCACACAAUGAUGAAAUCUCUGGUCUUGAUCUCAGCAGUCAAAUCAAGGGCUGUCUUGUAACAGCUUCAGCAGACAAAUAUGUGAAGAUUUGGGACAUAUUGGGAGAUAGGCCAAGUCUGGUUCAUUCCAGGGACAUGAAAAUGGGAGUUCUCUUCUGUUCUUCAUGCUGUCCUGAUCUGCCAUUCAUUUACGCCUUUGGAGGUCAGAAAGAAGGGCUUCGAGUCUGGGAUAUAAGCACCGUCUCUUCAGUAAACGAAGCAUUUGGAAGRCGAGAGAGGCUCGUUCUCAGCAAUGCAAGAAGCUCAUCUAUUAGUGGCCCUUUUGGGAGCAGGAGUUCACACACACCAAUGGAGUCUUAAUGAACAUCAUAAAAUUGCCUSGUUUGCCUACUUUAA